CCAAACAUCUUCAUUGAGAUCCCCCCAACAGGAUGAAGAACCCGUCUGCAGCAGCUGCAUUGCCAGACAAUCCGCCAACCUCUGGGGCCAAGCAGAUUGUGCGCAUCAACGACGACGGUACCAAGUUUGAGUUGGACGAAGAAGCCAUUGAUGGAAUCCUCCACAAGAUUGACCCCGACAUGAAAGUUGCCAUCAUAUCUGUGGUGGGCGCAUUCCGCACGGGCAAAUCGUUCGUCUUGGACUUAUUCUUGCGCUACCUCAAGUACACGUCGUCCCAUCCUGCACCUGAAGUGACGUCGCGCGAGUGGGCUCUUGCAUGCGGACCUCAUCUCGAAGGCAAUUCGAAUUUCGAGACCACGAACGGCGAGGCAGGGUUCUCGUGGCGCGCCGGCCGGAAACGCAACACUACUGGCAUCUGGAUGUGGAGCGAACCGUUUAUCCGCAAAAGCUCUUUGGGCGAGGACAUUGCGGUGUUUCUCAUCGAUACGCAGGGCAUGUUUGAUUCGGAAACGUCGCAAAUGCUCACUGCAAGCAUUUUCGGAUUGAGCACGUUGUUCAGUUCCUAUCAGAUUUACAACGUCGACAAGCGCGUCCAGGAAGACAACCUCCAACACCUGGCGCUGUUCACCGAAUAUGGCCGCAUGGCAUUGCAAGGAUCGAUUGAAGAAGGUGAGAACCAACUGAUGAAGGAAGCAUCAAUGCGCAGUAUUCAAUCGUUCGCGCGCGUGAUUUCGGACAAGCAGAUGCAACGUCAAGGCAACAGCACCGUCUCGAACGACAUGGGCGAGCUGGACGCGACGGACGUCGAGGACGACGGCACCACCGAGACAAGCGGCGUUGGCGACGACGCGAAUGUAGAUGAUGAACCCGUGAUCCGACCGUUCCAGCACCUAGAUUUCCUCGUGCGCGACUGGCAAGAUUUCAAGCGGUCAGCGACCCUGGCCGAAAAGCAAGCCGACAUGCAAGCGUACGCGUCGGAGGUGUUGAGCACUCGCAAACAACAAGACUUGGCCGACACGCGCGAACAGAUCCAUUCGUGCUUUGAAACGAUUCGAUGUGUGCUGCUUUCCCACCCCGGACACGCCGUAACGGACUGCGAGUACGACGGCAGUAUUGACGAGAUCGACGGCCGCUUCAUGGAGCUCCUGACAGCGUACUUGAACACAUUGUUUGGUGAAAAGUCCCUUGAACCCAAGAAAAUUCAUGGCGUCACCAUCACGUCCCGCGAAUUGCUGGUGUUUAUCAAGUCGUAUGCGGCGCUGUUCAAGGAGGCGUCGAUCUUUCCCGAAGCCAAGACGUUGCUGGAAGCGACGGCGGAAGCCAACAAUGCCAAUAUGAAGGAUCGAGCGCUGACCAAGUACAAGGCCGAAAUGCAAAAGAAGGUCGGUCCCAAGUGCGGCUAUGUGCAGCCGCACCAUUUGACGGAGCACCACCGCUUGUGCCUUCUUGGCAGCAUGACGAUUUUUGACAUGGGCGCCAAGAUGGGCCGUCAGUCGGCGAUUCUGAAGACCCGUAAAGAACUCGCCGAGGCGAUUCUUGCCGAGCACGCGCGAUACGUUGAAGUGAAUGCCGAACGUGACCCGUACAAGAACCUGGAAUUCUACCUUGUGCCGGCAACCGUCGCAAUCGUGUUGUUUUUCUUUCGCAUCGUGCAGGACUUGCUCUGCUAUGAAAACUUUGGUUACGACAUUCCAGUCUACGAUUGCAAACACGUCAGCGUCACACUGUCCCACUUGUACUGGGCAAUCAUCACGUUCAUGUGCAUCGUGACGUUUGCCACGGGCAGCUUGAUGGCCGAUCGAUUGAAAGCCGUCGUGACCGUUGCCAAAGCAGCCUUUCUUGAUCAUUCCGAGAAGGCCAAGACAGACUAACGGAAGCGUUGAUCGACGCCCUCGGUGAAACCAGGUUGUACGCUACGUAGACUAAAGCAUGUACCGACGUCGCAGAGUCGACCCUUUUGAUCCGCUCAAGUCGGUCAAGUGUAAAAUUACAUAUACACUUCAUUGCCGUUUUUU
Molecule: messenger RNA, 2015 nt
Organism: Aphanomyces invadans
Lineage: Eukaryota; Oomycota; Saprolegniomycetes; Saprolegniales; Verrucalvaceae
Exons: 6
Coding region: 33-1871 (612 amino acids)
Molecular function (GO): GTP binding; GTPase activity
Source: RefSeq, a predicted model, not a curated record